Molecule: messenger RNA, 4593 nt
Organism: Danio aesculapii
Lineage: Eukaryota; Metazoa; Chordata; Actinopteri; Cypriniformes; Danionidae
Gene: slc44a5b
Product: solute carrier family 44 member 5b
Biological process (GO): transmembrane transport
Cellular component (GO): membrane
Molecular function (GO): transmembrane transporter activity
Source: RefSeq, a predicted model, not a curated record
GAAGUGACACACGCACACACCAACAUUAUAUAAACACACUGUGUCUCUCGCUCAGAGAUCAGCGAACAUGACCCGACCGAAAGGAGGAUACUACAAAGGAGAACUGGGGGAGCCACACAAAUUUGACCCCACAUUCAGAGGACCUGUUCAUAAAAGGGGCUGCACAGACGUGCUUUGUUGCGUGAUCUUCGUCAUCGUCAUCCUCGGCUACAUAGUUCUGGGAACAGUGGCAUGGAUGCAUGGAGAUCCCCGAAAAGUGGUCUAUCCGACAGACAGCUAUGGGCAAUUCUGCGGUCAGCAGGAGACUCCUAAUGCAAAUAAAGCCAUAUUAUUUUACUUCAAUAUUUUACAAUGUGCCAAUCCCUCAGUCCUCAUUAACCUCCAGUGCCCUACAACUCAGCUGUGUGUAUCCAAGUGCCCAGACAGAUUUGCCACAUACAUUGACAUGCAAUACAGCUACAGGCGCAAUAAGGGCUCCUGGGAAUACUACAAGCAAUUCUGCAAGCCGGGCUUCAACAACCCUGAUAAGCCGAUUUCUCAGGUACUUCGGGAUGAAGAUUGUCCCUCAAUGAUUGUGCCAAGCAGACCAUUUCUCCAGAGGUGCUUUCCUGAUUUCAUCACCAGAAAUGGGACGUUAACUGUUGCCAACCAAACAAGCUUCAAAGAUGGACACGGUAAAAUCAGAAGCGUCGUCGACCUGAGAGAUGCAGCCAAUGGCAUCACCAGCUUGUUGGAUGCGAAGGAAGUGGGCACCAAGAUCUUUGAGGAUUACGCCAGCUCGUGGUUUUGGAUUCUAAUCGGUCUGGUGAUCAGUAUGCUGGUCAGUCUGGUUAUUCUGCUGCUGAGGUUUACCGCCGGCGUUCUCUUCUGGUUGGUUAUCUUUGGAGUCAUCGCGGCUGUGGGAUACGGAAUCUGGCAUUGUUACUGGGAGUACAGUUCACUGAAGGGAAAACCGGAUUCGGAUGUUACCAUCUCAGACAUUGGAUUCCAGACUGACUUCCGAGUUUAUCUGCAGUUGAGCCAAACCUGGCUUAUAUUCAUGAUCUCCUUGGCUGUCAUUGAAGCCAUCAUCAUCUUAGUGCUGAUAUUCCUGAGGAACAGAGUUCGCAUUGCCAUCGCUCUUCUGAAAGAGGGCAGCAAGGCGAUCGGCUGCAUCAUGUCAACACUCUUCUAUCCCAUCAUCACCUUCCUGCUGCUGGCUCUCUGUAUUGCAUACUGGGCUGUUACAGCUGUUUUCCUGGCAUCGUCUGGCGAGGCCGUAUACAAAGUAAUGUCAACACUACCUGACUGCAAAUACACCAACCUCACUUGUGACCCAGAGACUUUUAGCCAAUCAAACGUGACUAAACUGUGUCCGGGCUCUCAAUGCACAUUUGCUUUCUAUGGUGGGGAGAGUUUGUACCACCGCUACAUCUUUGUUCUCCAGCUCUGUAAUUUGCUGGUCUUCCUGUGGCUGGUGAAUUUCACCAUCGCUCUUGGCCAGUGCACCCUCGCUGGGGCUUUUGCCUCGUAUUACUGGGCCUUGAGGAAGCCGGCAGACAUCCCACCGUGCCCUUUGGCUUCAUCAUUUGGCAGGGCUUUAAGGUAUCAUACAGGCUCUCUGGCGUUUGGUGCUUUGAUCCUGUCCAUCGUCCAGUUCAUCCGGAUCAUUCUGGAGUAUCUCGACCACAAACUGAAAGGUGCUCACAAUGCAUUCACACGCUUCCUGCUGUGCUGCCUCAAAUGCUGUUUCUGGUGCCUCGAGCACUUCAUCAAGUUCAUGAACAGGAAUGCUUACAUUAUGAUUUCAAUAUAUGGGAAGAAUUUCUGUACUUCAGCGAGAGACGCUUUCUUCCUGUUAAUGAGGAAUGUUAUGAGAGUUGCAGUUCUAGACAAGGUGACUGAUUUCCUGCUGUUUUUGGGCAAACUGUUGAUCUCAGGGAGUGUGGGUGUCCUUGCAUUCUUUUUCUUCACCCGCCAAAUACCAGUAAUCCAGGAAGAAGUACCAUCAUUAAAUUACUAUUGGGUUCCUCUACUGACUGUGAUAUUUGGAUCGUAUAUGAUUGCUCAUGGAUUCUUUAACGUCUAUGCCAUGUGUGUUGAUACACUGUUCCUCUGCUUCUUGCUUGAUCUGGAGAAGAACGAUGGUUCAGCAACCCGUCCGUAUUACAUGUGCAGCAGCCUGAGAGCCAUUCUCAACAAGAAGAAUCAGAAGAGACCCAAGGAGACCAAGAGAGGUAGAAAACAAAAGAAGGAGCAACCAAAAAGCAGACACUGACAUGGAAAACAGACACUGCCGAUGCUCAGACUGUGUGUGUUUCCAGAUUAUUCGCGUCUGUGAGACAGACAGAUUUAUGAAGGAUUGUUAUUUGCGCACUGUAGGUCAUCUUUUUUUUUUUUUUUGUUUGUUUCUUUGUUUGUCAUAAUUCUCCUUAGCAACCCAAAGCUAUAUGAUUCUUUUUGUUUAUUAGGAAAUGAAAUACACUUACAAUGAACACAAAAACGUUGACAAAAGUAGCUACAUGAACUUAAAUUAGGGCCACUUUCCAACACCCUUAGAGGCCGAUUACACCAAACACGCUUUUCGCGUUGAGAGGUGCAUCUUUUGAAUGGUUUACUAUUGGCCGCGAGCAUUUUGUGCAUUGCUUAUGUUCCCUGUGUGCCUCACGUUUUAACCACCUGCUGGUCCUCGUGUUUUUGCCGUUGCGCGCUGUGCGCGCUCUGUUGAAAAAAGUCAACUCUGAGCGGAAAAAGAGCAUUACAUCAGUCGCGUCUGUUUCAUUCUCCAAUCAAAUGAAAGCAGAGGUGGGGUUUCUGUUGAGGUGACAGCAGUGUUGUGUCAAGACAACUAUGGAGACUUUUGAAGAUGGAGGAGAAUCUAGCAGUCGCUGUUUUGAGUUAUCUGGAGCUGUAUGACUUGACAAAUCUUGAAUAUCACAAUAUUAUUAGAUAUUACAAUUAUAACAAUAUCAACAGCAACACUCGCGCACAAUAUGCAGCUAAUUCAGUCGUUGCAGAGUGACAUAAACAAGCACACCGCACUUCUUUUUUUCUUGUCAAUAAAAAAGGCAGUGUGGUGCGCCUUGUGUUUUUGGAACGUAAAAGCGUGUUCGGUGUGAUCAGGCCCUUAUAUAGCAUAAAAAAGAGCCAGGAUAUUAUUUAAUACUACUCCAGCUGUGUUUGUCUGAAAAGAGAAAGUCAAAUACACUGAGGAUGGCUUGAGUAAAUUAUAGUAGUGUUUCUUAACCACGUUCUGGGAGAACCACCAACACUACAUGUUAUGGAUGUCUCCUUUGUCUGUCACACCCAAUACAGGUCUUUCAGUCUCUGCUGAUGAGCCGAUGAUCUGAAUCAGGUGUGUCUGGUUAAGGAGACAUGGAAAAUGUGCAGUUAUGCUGCAGUCACACUAGAGUUUGUACGCGUCAAAUUCUGUAGUACGACACUGCGAAAAGGGGCGGGAUUAAACAAGAUGAUUAGACAUUUAAAAAGCGAGCGAUUGGUCCAUGUUUUAAAUUUCUGUCCAGAGAGGUCAUGUUUUUAUCCUCGAUUGGUCUCACGCAAUCAUGUGAUGCGAUUUCGCAGGUCAGAGUUCACCAAGCUUGAAAUUUCCAACGCAGCGAACUGUGAAACUUACCACACGAGCUUGUUUCCGGUCGACGCAUUCGCAUGUGUGUGAAUGGAAGUCUAUGUGGAGAAAAGUGCAGUGUGACUGCAGCUUUAGUGGUCCUCCAGUAACAUGGUUGAGAAACACUGAAUUAUAGGGUCGUUUUUAUUUUGGGGUAAACUCUUCCUGUAAUUUCCUGGUUGUGGAUUCUGAUUUAAAUGUUUUUAUUGCUCAGACAAAUAAUUUUUUUCAGAAUGAUACCAGCAGCAUUGCUCCUCAGUGCCGUUAUCUUUAAAGUUGUAGUAUGAUUUGUUACCAUCUUUGUAUGCAUUUUGUCGAAUAUUUUUAGCUUGUCUUUUAUAUGACCAUUGUGUUGUGUUAGCACCCGUUUGGGGUGAAACCGCCACUUCUCUCAUAUUGAGAAAACGUUGCCAUUUGUAAUCGCUGUUUAGCUGAAGUGCCUUAUUCGAACAUGGUUUAACAGCUCUCUUAACCUCAAGCACAUGUUGAUACGAGCCCUUUUUCUGCUGUGCAGAGCUUAUAACUCUAUUUAUUCCUUCAUUACUGCUCUCAUUCAUCAGAUCCAUUGCACUCUUUAGCCACACAUCUCCUGUGAUGUCAUUGUGUCCGUCCAUUUUAGCCAAGAAAACUUGAAGUUGUUAAUUAUAAUUUAUACAAAUAUAAAUAGAAUAUUAGAAGUUGUUUUAGGUUGGUUAAUUUGUUGGCUAGUGAUUAUCGUUUAUUUAGUGAUUAUCAAAAAUAUGAAGUGUUGGUUUGAAGUUUUUUCUAUAUAUACAUGAACAUAUUUAAGUCUAAAUGUGUUCUUUACCAGUUUAAUGCCAUUCAUUAAUGUUAUUCUGCCCUUAUAAAUCAUUAAAAAUAUAUAUUUUUGAGUUUAACAACCAUCUAAUCGUCUUAUUGGUAUGUAUCUACUUGUCAUAAGUUUUCUUCUCAUAAUUUUUGAUCAUAUUUUGUAAUGCAUAAUAACAUUGUAUAUGAUGUAAUCCCAA